Messenger RNA from Exaiptasia diaphana, 2002 nucleotides. RefSeq names its product heparanase. Bases 7 to 1524 code for a protein of 505 amino acids. Gene Ontology annotation, molecular function: hydrolase activity, acting on glycosyl bonds. The record is from RefSeq and is a predicted model, not a curated record. Gene Ontology annotation, cellular component: membrane; extracellular matrix. The transcript is spliced from 8 exons. NCBI's taxonomy places the organism in Eukaryota, Metazoa, Cnidaria, Anthozoa, Actiniaria, Aiptasiidae.
UUCAAAAUGACUGGCAAUUCUGUUUUAAGCGUUUUUAUUUUGUGUUUUCUGUAUAUAUCAGUCUCUCUGGGUAUCCAAUCUUUUCAGAUAAAUACAGAAAAAGCCGUUUCCACCGUAGAUAAACGGUUUCUUUCCAUCGCUAUUGACACAAACUUACUAAGGCAUGACUGGUACGGUUUGAAAGUCUGCGACAAGCUCACAACUCUUGCGAAAGGAUUACAGCCUGCGUAUCUACGAAUUGGUGGAACAGCUGCAGAUUUCUUGACAUUCGACAAUAACGGCUCAAAUCAAAAAUUAAGUCAUGGAGACGAAGGAUUCUUUGACGAUCCCGCGAUGGAAGAAAACUUAGACAGUGAAAUGAACUUCACUAUCUCAAAAACUGAUUUGGAUAAAGUUCAUGAGAUUGCGUCCAAGGGAGGCUGGGAUGUAGUCUUUGAUUUAAAUGUACUAAAAAGAAGUAAAAAUGGCUCGUGGGAUCCAACCAAUCCACUUGAGAUCAUGCACUACGUUAGAGAGAAAGGAUAUAACUUUGCUUGGCAGCUUGGAAAUGAGCCCAAUCAUUUGAGCAAAUUCGGGAGAAACAUGACAGCUCCUCAACUUGGAAAGGAUUUCAGUAAAUUAAGAGAAAUACUUCACAAUGAUCCAUCACUUGGAACAAUAAUUGUUGGACCAGACGCCAACGCACUAGAAGAUCAGACAGCGAAGGACUACCUAAAAGAGUUUCUAGAAAGUGGCGGAGAUGUUGUUAAUGCGGUUACUUGGCAUCAUUAUUACGUAAACGGCCGAACUGCUAAGAUUGAAGACUUCUACAAGGCAACUAUACUUGAUGGUCUAGUGGCGCAGUUGAAGGAAGUCAGCGACAUCGUCGUUUCCACGACCCCUCCAAACACUAAACCUUGGAUAGGCGAAACAAGUAGUGCAUAUGGCGGGGGUGCGCGUGGCUUGUCUGACAGAUAUGUCGCUGGAUUUAUGUGGCUCGAUAAGCUUGGACUUUCAGCUCGUUURAACGAAGAUAUCGUCAUCAGACAGACCYUMUUUGGUGGUCGAUAUGCUCUGCUCGAUUYUGACAUGAACCCCAACCCUGAUUACUGGCUAUCGGUGUUGUAUAAACGUCUUGUGGGUACUGAAGUGCUGGAGGUGGAUAAAGGUCUGGAGAGCGGAAGAGUUCUCAGGGUGUAUGCUCAUUGUACGAACCACUACCUUAGUCACUACAGCCCUGGUGCAAUUACAGUUAUGGCAAUGAACAUCGACCCGUCAAAAGAAGCAACGUUCUGCCUUACAGAGGGCUUACAAGGAUUAAAAGUCGACCAAUAUCUACUAACCCCCUCUAACGGAGAACCUACAUCACAAUUCGUUUCGCUAAAUGGUAAAGUUCUAAAACUCGUUGACGACAAGACGCUACCAAGUCUCGAACCAAAGCAAAUAACUUCUGAUCGCAUCUCCAUUCCUCCUCUGGCAAUGGGAUUCUUCGUUGUCCCUCAGGCUAACGCUACUGCUUGCAUGGACACAUAUGUGAAACACUAACUUGAAAUUACCAAUGAAAUAUCGACUGAAAUGAUUCGCACUGAUAAAAAGGAGUCUCUUCUGUUGUAGUUCGAUAGUUUCUUUCCAAAAAAGCAAAAAUACCCAGUUUCUUUCCAAGUGAGCAGAAAUGACGAUUAAUAAAGUAUUUCAGUCGCAGACUUCCAGAUGUUAUCAGUGUCACCCUCUGGCUUUCUUCUAUAAGGAGAAAUAGCUCAGCGUCACCGCUCAGAUAACAGCUGGGAUAGAGGUUUAGUUAUAGUGAACUAACAAAAAAAUCACUGUUUCAAUUCAUAAUAAAGACAUGGUGAUUUAUUGAAGUGAGAGAAUAUUUUUCAAAAAUAUAGUUUCCUAUUUGCUAUUGACAUCAUAAUACAAAAAAUUAAAACACGAGUUACAAUGAAAUAAUUUAGGCUAUAUAUAAUGUAUCUAUGUAUAUCUACGGUUUUUGGAUGUAAUAAUAAAUUUGUGUUGAAUUUAA